Molecule: messenger RNA, 324 nt
Organism: Durusdinium trenchii
Lineage: Eukaryota; Dinophyceae; Suessiales; Symbiodiniaceae
Source: the annotation of a GenBank genome assembly
AUGACCUGUGCCACUGGCAUGCUGGUGCAGGUCUUUCUGGAACCAAGUCUAUGUACCAACUAUGCCUACUUGUGUAAGGCCUAUGGGAUACCAGAGAAGGAAGCCUUCCUUUCUGGCUAUGGUCGUGUGAAAAACACUGAAGCUGGAGACGACGAACAAGCACGGCUGUUUCUUUCCCGAGACCUCUUUGAUGUCAACCCUCUUGGAGCGCGUGCAGUGCAAUUUGCACUGCAUCACAGGAUGUUCUGGAAUAAGAAGCUGAUGAGCGUUUUUCUCAGCAUGGCAAACGAAGUGCGGCUUGUUUUGAAGACAGGCAAGCCGUGA